AUGAAGAGGUUUCUAAAGACAAUUCAGGGCUAUUACGUCGAUCGACCAGGACACGAGUUCGUCAAAUGGCAUGACUACAGCGUAUUUUGUGACAAUUUCGGGGACAAAGACGUGAACUCUGCCGAAAGCUGGGCUCAGGUGACACCCGGUAUGAGAGUGAGAAUGGCGGUUAUGAAGUGGCACGUUCAAGGAAACGGGAUCAUCCAAAAAUACACCUGUCCUCGUCCUAAAUGCAAGCGCACCAUCGAUCUGGAGAACGCGGUCGGUUGGGCAGAGUGCCCAGGUUGUGAUCAAAGAAUUCAGGUAACAAGUACAGUCAAGGUCGGAUACACGAGGCGCUCUUUUCAUUGGAAGUAUAUGUUUAUGGGCUUUCCACCCACAUUCGUCGACAACAGUGAUCGUUACAGGGCGGUUCAUGUCUACGUCAGGCCUGUACGUUGCUAG
Cyclocybe aegerita is the source of this 444-nucleotide messenger RNA. The record is from the annotation of a GenBank genome assembly. Lineage: Eukaryota; Fungi; Basidiomycota; Agaricomycetes; Agaricales; Hemipholiotaceae.